AUGUCAGCUACGAGGAUGAACGAGAACCCCGAUCCCAUGUCUAAGAGGUCUGGAUUUGAUGGCGACGAUUAUGAUCGUGACAUGGUUCGUCUGAUCAGACUACACAACAACUGGGAACCUACUAAAGUCCCUCGAAACCCUCAAGUUCCUGAAAUUCCUGAAGUCCCUCGAGUCAGGAAGAUAUUUUGCGCGUCCUGCCGCGAAAGAUUUCCACUUCCUGAAAUCUUCAUAGCAAUCUGUGACCAUGGGUAUUGCCGAACGUGUUUAGCUGAGCUCGUGGAAAGGUCGUUCGAGAACAAGUAUCCCUUCCCACCGCGUUGCUGUUCCAAGCCAUUUGCGAUCGACUCAAUCCGACCUUUCGUUGCCAGCGAUAUGGAACGGGCAUACGCGAGGAAGCAGAUUGAACAUGAGACACACAAUCCCAUAUAUUGCAGCAAUAUCACGUGUCAAACCUUCAUCCCGCCCCGCGCCAUCAAGUCGGAUGUAGUUCACUGCCCAGUAUGCGUGGAGCGAACUUGUGCGAAAUGCAAGAAUACAGCACACCAAGGCCCUUGUCCCAAGGAUGAAGCGCUGGAUGAGGUUCUGCACCUUGCAGAAAGAGAGGGCUGGAGGCGCUGCCCCAAGUGUAUGUCCAUGAUUGAGCGGGAAUCGGGUUGCAACCACAUGAUGUGCCGAUGCUAUUAUGAGUUUUGCUUUCGCUGCGGAAGGAAAUGGCCAGGUCAUAAUCGUCCGUGUUGCCCUGAGGGAAUCUACCUUGAAGAUAUCACUGCGCUGGCUCUCGAUAUUGCUAGGGCGGCUUGCGAUAUCGCUGUAAGGGUUGUGAAGAACGCUCUAAUCAAAGGGCCGCCUUGCUUGGAUAGACUGUGGAUUCCACUUCGAAGACUGAUUGACAAGAUCAGAGUUCGUGAUGAUGAGUUAUUAUAG
Fusarium venenatum is the source of this 924-nucleotide messenger RNA. RefSeq lists its product as uncharacterized. Gene Ontology annotation, cellular component: ubiquitin ligase complex; cytoplasm. Gene Ontology annotation, molecular function: zinc ion binding; ubiquitin conjugating enzyme binding; ubiquitin protein ligase activity. Gene Ontology annotation, biological process: protein polyubiquitination; ubiquitin-dependent protein catabolic process; positive regulation of proteasomal ubiquitin-dependent protein catabolic process. The record is from RefSeq and is a predicted model, not a curated record. Lineage: Eukaryota; Fungi; Ascomycota; Sordariomycetes; Hypocreales; Nectriaceae.